Molecule: messenger RNA, 1428 nt
Organism: Penicillium lagena
Lineage: Eukaryota; Fungi; Ascomycota; Eurotiomycetes; Eurotiales; Aspergillaceae
Product: damage-control phosphatase ARMT1 family protein
Exons: 5
Coding region: 1-1428 (475 amino acids)
Biological process (GO): DNA damage response
Cellular component (GO): nucleus; cytoplasm
Molecular function (GO): phosphatase activity
Source: RefSeq, a predicted model, not a curated record
AUGGAAUUCGACCCCAAGACCCCCCAAUAUCUCACCUCAGACAAGUCGAGCUUCGCCUCUGUCUCCGCCCAUGAGCGCUGGCCCAUCAUCAUCACCGGUGCCAUUGAUGAUCUGCACCGCACAGUCGGCGGUGUCAAUGACGAGGAGAAGUGCCGAGAGGGCAAGAGCAUCAUUGAGAAAUUAGCCACGCUCAAGUACGAGCUGCAGCAUGAUCGGCAGCUGACGCCCCUCAUCGAUGAUGGCCACUCCGAUAUUGCCCAAUAUAACGAGGAGCUGCAGCAGCGCGGAACCCCUAAAUGGCACAAUGUGGCGUGGCUCUACUCGGAGUGCUACCUCUACCGACGUAUUGAGACUUUCUUUUCAUUGUCCCAAUAUUGGAAGGGAUAUGACGUGUUUGCGCGCCAGAAGAUGUCUACCUUCAAGUCUUCCCGCCCUGCCGUGCUAGAGCUGGCUUCGCGAUACCGCGAACUAGCGCACGAAGCUGAGACUGGUAAAGGCCAGGAAGGCAGGUCGCCUUCAGAAAUUGAGCAAGCCGAAAGGCUUUUGUUCUCGGAGAUGUGUGAGAUCUGUCUGUGGGGCAAUGCGACGGACCUGUCGCUCCUGACCUCUCUCACCUACGAGGAUAUCCAGAAGCUGCAGGGCUCGCAGGCGCGCCAGACAUCGCAGAAGAACAUCCUCGUCAACGAUCUCGACGCUGCCUUCGCGGCGCUGCAAAAGGCACGCAGCGAGAAGAAAGAUGGCGAACGCCGCGUCGACAUUGUCCUCGACAAUUCCGGCUUUGAGCUAUUCGUCGACCUGAUCCUGGCCGGGUACUUGCUGUCUGCCGGACUGGCUACCACCAUCGUGCUGCACCCCAAGCGCCUCCCCUGGUUUGUGUCCGACGUGACACCAAAGGACUUUUCAGACCUGCUCAACACCCUCGUCGAUCCGCAGGCCUUUUACACUGCCCCCGACGACUCGGGCAAGACCUACCCGGCGCUGUCAGACACGGAGGUCUCAGACGUCCAAUUUCUUUUCGAACAAUGGAGCCAGUUCCACCAGGACGGCCAGCUGAUCGUCCGCCCGCACCAGUUCUGGACUACCCCGGGAGGCUACUGGCGCAUGCCACACCUUGCACCGGAGCUGUUCAAUGAUCUGAAGGAAAGCGAGUUGGUUUUGUUCAAGGGUGAUCUUAACUACCGCAAGUUGACCAACGAUGCCGACUGGGACCCCACCACCCCCUUCACGACUGCUAUCGGUCCUAUGGGCCCGAAGUCAGGGAUUCGUGUCUUGGCUUUCAGGACGUGCAAGGCUGAUACCGUCGUCGGUCUCCCGGCGGGUCUGGAUGAAAAGCUGCGGCAGAUGCCGAGUGGUGGUGGUUCGGAGGGCCGCAAGUGGGCAUGGAGUGGCAAGUGGGCCGUUGUUUCGUUCUCGGAUGGUCAGGUUUGA